This is a messenger RNA of Peromyscus leucopus (white-footed mouse), 2954 nucleotides long. RefSeq names its product zinc finger B-box domain containing (gene Zbbx). The coding region runs from base 720 to 2894 and encodes 724 amino acids. The record is from RefSeq and is a predicted model, not a curated record. Gene Ontology annotation, molecular function: zinc ion binding. Gene Ontology annotation, biological process: cilium movement. Gene Ontology annotation, cellular component: motile cilium. The transcript is spliced from 17 exons. NCBI's taxonomy places the organism in Eukaryota, Metazoa, Chordata, Mammalia, Rodentia, Cricetidae.
UCAACAUCCUCAUGGAGUUGAAUGUGACAGCACCUGCCAAGGUGAAGGACAGGAAACAGGAUGGCUAUGCAAUUCUUGAGAGUGGAGGUUUGGAGCAGCAGAUGUGGAAAUCACGUCUGGGGUUUAGCAGUAAAUGACUGAACUUACUGCUAAGAAGGCCUGUGUGAUCCUGGGGGUUAUUCAGCAUGGGUUUUCAGAAAACCCUAUAGCAUUAUUUCAUCACAAUAGUAGGUAGAAUGAGAGAGCUGAGUGUGGCAGGAGAAGUGAUCAUAUUUAUCACUGAGAACCUCUAAGUUUGGAAUUUUGAAGGUGUGGCCAUUUAGAAUGAUGUCUAGCUGCAAGGUUUGGUCACAAUGGUGGGGCAGGUAGAGGCAUUUAGACGUCCACAGCUGCCUGAGUUUAAGAGCAUCUUCAGUGCUGGAGGUCAGAUGAAUGGGCACUGAAGUAGAGUUACUAAACAGAAAUGGGAUGAAGAGAAAUAUGGAGUAGAUUUCUGAUGUUUGGGUAGAAGAAGAACCCAACGGACUUUGAUAAAAACAAUAAGUAGGCAGUGCAGAUCUUCAGUGGACGUGAACUGACCGAGUGAUGGUGGAGAAACAGCACCCUGGGUAAAAGAUGCAGAUCUUCCCCCCUCUGUGCCACUCCCUGUUGGAAAUGUGAAAUUAAAGUUACUAAAGGAACAGAUUCAAGCACCAGCGAAACAACUAGUUAAUUACAAAAUGGCACAUUCUUUUGGAAGUGAAAAGCCCAAGACUAAAAGAAAAGUUUGUGGACAGUGUGAGAACAAAGCUGCUCUCCUUGUAUGCCUGGAAUGUGGGGAAGACUAUUGCUCAGGAUGCUUUGCUAAAAUGCACCAGAAGGGGGCACUGAAGUUCCACAGAACAACUCUUAUACAGGCAAAAUCUCAAAUCUUAUCCAAUGUGUUAGAUGUUGCUCAUCAGUUUAUAAAGGAAGUAAAUCCACCUAAUGAAGGGAAUACAUCUACAGAAGUAUCCAGUAAAAGUCAGAAGAAACCCAAAGCCCUACUUCUUCAGGAGAACAGCUCUGAGGUAGAAACUAGAACAACAGAAGGAGGAGAAGGUGCAAACUCAAAAUACAAUCCCUUGUAUGAAACAACUUUUGAUGAAGAAGCAUCUGCCCAGUCCUUCCGGGAAGCCUUAAAUCAGUGGAGAGCUGGACAUCAGGAGGAAAACACACAACAGAACUCACAUGCAAUAAAACCAGUGUUUAUUUUUAUAGACUCAGUGGAAGAAUGUGAAGUACAAACUAAUUUGAAAAUUUGGACAGAACCAAUAAAUAUUGAAUUUACAGAAGACAGUCUGUCCUACAUGGAAAAAUUAUGGCUUAAAAAACACAGAAGAACUCCACAGGAGCAACUUAGGAACAUACUACCAAAUACAUUCCCACAUUCCUGUGAAGCUACUAUGGAGGAACAGAGCUCCCCAGAAGAAAAUGAUGCAGAUAGUGAUGUUGAGGAGAUCAAAGUACAAUAUCCACCUCUUUUUAUGCCGGUAGAAAAAGUUAAUAUAGAGAGGCCUCCACCAUCUCUAACAAUAGUAGAACUGGAUGGUACUCACAAAGCAGAAUGUGAAGAACCAGAGAAUGCUGUGCCUUACAGAGUUGAAUUAGCUGAUGCAGAGAGUCAGUUAAGUUCUACAUUUCCUGAUUAUCGGAAUUGCUUUCCACUCGAAAAUGACAUCCAUCAGCACCUUGUUUUCAACAAGGGAACAAAAGACCUCUUAAGUUUUUGUUUGAGAACGAAUUCUGCAUACCAUAAGGAUGACUUCAAAGCAACAGGAUCUUCAAAUACAGAUUUUGGCAAUACUGUGGAGUCUGGUAUUUAUUCUCAUAAGUUCCAAAAAAUAGAAGAAACCAGUUUUUUUGAACAAAAUGUAGCAGAAAAAAAUAUAGACCCAGGAAACAACCAAAAUUCUGGUGAUUCCUGUACGUCAUUUUGGAGCAAGGGUUCCUUGACAACUGUAGAUUUAGAUACAUCGUUCAUUGAGGAGAAUUCAUCUCAAGACACCAGUACAUCCUUGGAAUGCAGCAAUCUGAAAGAGAGGCCAAACUUAGAAGAUUCAAAAACUACAAAGUCACCACCGCUGUUACAAGAAAUAGCCCUCAGAAAAAAACCUAUAAAUGAACGAUAUCAAGGGCUUGAGAAGUUCUUCGCUCCUGAUACAAAUGAAAGAUUCGACUCACACCCUUCACCAAGCAUAGGAUGCAGCCAUUCAUGUUCCAGCAUAACAUUCACAGAAGACAAAGUGUGGAUCCCUGACAGCAGCUUAAGUGGGCAUGCUGGUAGUGCAGUUGCCUUGUGUGAUCAGCAGAGCGCUGAAAAUCCACUUCCAAAUAUGCAAGAGCAGAAGACAGGCCAGAAGUCACAGAGACCUUCCACAGCAAACUUCCCUGUUUCCAACUCUGCUCGAAAAGGCUCCAGCUGCUGGAUGUCCUCUUCUCCCCGACCCAGGAGUGUGGCCACUCAAUCCCUAUCCAGAGCUGCAUCUGAAAUUUCAGAAAUUGAAUACAUAGAUGUAACUGACCAGAAUGAGCCUUUCCUAGAUAACACUGAAGAUCAACAAGCUUUAGACAGUUUGGAGAAAGAAUUAAAUGUGCUGAGAAACCUUGCAGAUCCUUCAGAACAACUUCAAAGUCUACCCUCAGAAGAUUUACAGAUCUUCACCCACCAUCCUCUAAACUUCAGCCAGAUGUCCGAAGACCUCCUUGAGAUGUCAUGUGAGAGUGAUGCCUCUAAGAUUGAUUUCAGCUCUUCUGGAAGAAAUACCGAAGUGCAGUCUUUGCUGUCACUUGGUGACUACAGCACAGACGAGGAAGAGGAAGAUUUUCUUGAUAAGCAAUGUGUCACUACACUACCGUGGGCGAAGAAUGUGUAACAGUUCAUUACUUCUCCAUUUUGUACCCAGAAUAAACCAAGCAACUGAGUGAUUAACUUG